UCAAGUUCUUCCAUAUCUUAUGCAAAAAGUAAAGAUGUGGGGUGGUCAUGCACUCACAGCAAAUAAUAUCUCUGCUUUAGUGGUGACAAAAUCAGCAAAUAUCAAGAAGAAAACUGGUCCUUCUUUUGGGAAAUCGGCACCAAAGUUUCAACAAAAAUCAAAUAACCAACUGUCUCUGACUACAAUGGCUCUUCAAUCAAAGAAAAAUUCGCUCUCUAGAAUAGACUGCAUUGUUGGCUUGCUUACCUCGGCUGAUUGCAUAGUAGCUCAAGAUCUUAUACGUAUAAUAGCCAAAUUUCCAAUAGCACUUCCUCUUGUGAUGCCAGACAUCGAGUGUGAAAAAGGAUAUAAAUUGAUGCUCCCACUUAUUACCGGCCCCAUAAUUAAAUGGGAAUCAAAACCAGGAGUAAUUGUAGAAAACCAUCUCUUCAGGAGUCCAUUUAAAUUACUUGUCGCUGUUCGACUUGGUGGAAACCAAAAAACACCAGGAAAAA
Molecule: messenger RNA, 494 nt
Organism: Ambispora leptoticha
Lineage: Eukaryota; Fungi; Glomeromycota; Glomeromycetes; Archaeosporales; Ambisporaceae
Source: the annotation of a GenBank genome assembly